ACUGACAUAAUUUUUGGAAAAUCUAUGCUUUGCUUGACCUCAAGAUUCCUGUGUCAUUAGGAUCAUUAGUAGUUAGAGUUGUUAUAAUUACUUGUGUACUGUAGGUUCUGCUUAAAUGCCUCUGAAGUAAGUAUUUACCCUAUGAAAACUCUUAGCAUUGCUAAGAUCUAUUCUGGUAUGUUUCUGUUGUAUGGAAAGAAAAGUUUAUUUGUCAUUGUGUAUUCUUGGGUGUUUUUUUUUUUUCUCUUUCUUGAUUCAAUACGUUCAUUUCAGGGAGCCUGAAGUCUGGAAGGAAUCGGAUUAUCCUUCUGUUACUCCAGCUGAUCAUGGGAAUUCAUGGUCUGCUAUUCAGGGUUAUGCUGACGCCUCCACCGAAGACAGCUCAGCCUUCUCUUGGGGCUACGAUGAAUUUGAUAAAGCUGCCACACAGCAAGUUGAACAGAUGCUCAGAAAAAUUGAUGAGCUUCUCUAUGAGCAGAAAGAAAAUGAGUAUUUUGAGGAACUGCAGGAAGAAUGCCAGCAAUGGACAUCCAACUUUCCUCAUCUCAGGGUUGUGGGGAAGCAGAUUGUGAUCCCCACAGAUGAAGGGUACGGAUGGUAUUCAAGUUUACCUUCUGUCAGUUUAGGUUCCUCAGAUGUAAGUUCACCACCAGAAAAAGAUUCUCAUGAAUUUAGUGUUUUUGGCAAGAAGGUACCUCUUUCUGUUACUCCCAUUCACAAAAAGGCUGACCGUUCCAAGUCUCCGACCUUGUGUUCUCCAGAGAGUGAAGAAGGUGAAGAUGAAGUAAUUGUCUCUGAAGGCAUAAUGGAGGAAUAUUUAGCAUUUGACCACAGAGAUGUAGAGGAGGAGUUGCAUGAGAGGAGAAAGGGACUGUCCUCUGGUAGACGGAAACUGGGAUUUCCUCCUAUCUCUCCAUAUGCUUGUAUGAAGGAUUCUGUGCUUACAUUUGUGUUUGAUGAUGUGUGGAGUGAAGUCAUAAGCUGCAUGGAAGAAUUAAUCUGCAGACACUGGGAAGGGUCAGCCUCUGAUGAUGAGAAAAAUAUCAUAGCAGUAGAAGCAAUCAGAGCAGAUGCUGAAAGUGCUUUGCAAUUUGAUCCUCUGCCAGUGUUGUUACCUCGUGUGCCACAAACUAAAAUGCCCUCAGUGACAUCAAAUCCGGUAAAUCUCUCUCAAGUGUCAAGUACUGGCUCUCAACGUAAUCUAAAUGGAUUGAUGGUAAUACAGGGGAUCCAGCUACAGCAAAGGAAUCUGCCUGUAAUGGAGAAAACACCGGAUCUGGAUGACAAACAGCUGGGUUCCAGUUCUAUCCUCUCUAACAGAGUGUGGCCAAAUCGUCCAUUAGAGCUCAGCACAUCAUCCCUGUCACAUUCCACAAGAAGGCGAAACCCACUGCCACGUACCCUGCAUCCCAUCAACACAAGCCACUCUCGUACUGGGACUCCAGCCUCUGUGGAUGAUGUCUUCGGGGGAACUCAACUUCUGACUGCACAUGAGCAGCUUACCUCAUCCUCCCCACUGCUGCUAAACCGAAAUAAUCUCCUACCACCUAUUAAUACCACCAGUAUGGCAGGUCAUAUGAGCACUGCGGGAUCCCAGAGGCAAACGAAAUCUCGAGGGAACUCAAGUCGAGCUCACAGUGUAACAGCACAAGAAGAUACCCACCAGCAGCUACAGGAGCGGCUUCUCUUACCUGAUCAUUUCUCCAAGCCUAACACAACCAACACGUUCUUGCUAGAUCCACAGUGCCGCCGUUCUUACACUGUUAUUGAUCACAGUAAUCGGACAAGCAGAGGAUCAAUAGGUUCAGGUCUUCAGCUGCAUGGGUCUGUGAAAGCCCACAGGCGAAGUGGAUCAGUCACAAAAAGCAAACAGGGGUCUAAUGUGCCAUGAAGCAUUCAUCCAUCUCCACAGAGUCAUGAACCACCUCUCAUUCUCAGCAAUGUCAACAUUGUUUACAGAGUUUUCAAACACCCUUCCUUUUGAAUAGUUAUUUUUAUAUAAAUCUAAGAAGCAGGUGCCAAAGAUUAGAAGGGGUAUACUUAAACAUUCCAUUUUCUACCAGUAGAAGAGUUAUACUCCGGUGGAAGGGUGAUCACACUCCAGUGGGCAGUAAAGCCUAACUCCUAGAAAAACUAGCAAAUGCUCUUGGUCAUUGCUGUUUUCCCAUUACGGGGUUGUGACUGGUUCACGUUGUUAUGGGCAGGUUCUGCAGAACCUGUUGAUUUUUCUGUUAGCUCUACAGGAAAUUAACCAGGCCUUCCACAGCAAUAGUAAUUGAAACUUUUUAGAACUAUGUAACUGUAUUUUUAUGUUUAAAGCAAUAUUACACUAUCAAAGGCAAGCACUGCAUGAUACUGCUUCUACAAAUCAACGUAGACCUAAAUUAUGAAUCCUGUAGUAAUUGCAGCAGAUAUUAAUACACGUGUAUAAAACUAAGGUAGCAAACCAGAUGAACAAAACUGACAGGUUCAAGGGUAGCACAGCACUGACUCAUCCUGUGUUACAUACUUACACCUCUUCCUCAGUGACUGAGGAACCUUUAAGAGGCAAAAAAUACUCUUUUAGUACAAGUAGCUCCAGACAGUAUUCAAAGAAAAUACAUUAUCUUCCUGGUGGGAUAUUUUACAGAAUAGGUCAGCCUCCCUUUCCAGAAAUACCUGCAAUUAUACAAGAUUUCUGCACUGCACCCUGAAGUUCCACAAAUCGCAGAUGCAAUGUAGCUUUUAGUAGAUGCAUUCUGCACUGUGUGAGAAACGUACCGGAGGUAUUAGCUGUAGUUGCCCUUGUGGCCCCAAAUAAGACAAAAACAUGAAAUACAGGCUUCUCAAAAUAAGUGAUUAUGUCAAGGUUUUAGUCCCAAACAGUAAGCACCAGACUACAAGUAUAAACACAAGGAGAAGAUAGCCACUUACUGUAUUUUAGCUAAGUUAGGGUUCUGCAUGAAAACAGUUGCUCCUUUAUAACCCACUUCAAAAGCACUUUUUUCUGAACUUCCUUAUUACUAUGUUUCAAAUUACAAUUCAUAUGGAAAAAACUUGUCGAGAGUUCUUUUUGAAGUGGCUCCCUGUUUCCCCACUCUAAGUUAUGCAAUCUGUCAAAUGUUAUUGGUACCUGCAGAACAACUAAUAUUUUUUUGAUCAGUAUUGAAACUCUUGAGUCCAGCUGAUCCAAGCGUGCUCUAAUCAAAAAUAAGGGAAAAGAAAGCAAAGCAGAACUCUGCAAAUGUAACUGGCUUAAUUUUCCUUUGCAUUUCUAGAAAGGAAAAAGCACACUGGGCUCAGUUGAAAUUUCUUAACUUUGCAUAGAGAGAAACUGGUGCUGAAGAGAGGCCUCUAGUCAUUAAACCCUUUCAAAAUACAGUUUCUCUUAACAUUGUACAAUGUCAUUUAGUUAUCUCAAGCUUAACUGCAGAUAAGCAUCCCAUUUUUUAUCAGUGCCAUUCCUCAGGGACCAGCUUAAGUUUUCUGUAGUCCUAGUGCAUAAUUUGUAAAAAUAUACACAUAAACUUGCAUAAAUCUCUAGCAAUAUAAUGUAGUAUUUUACAGCCUAGAGGAGUCACUGUGUUAAAAAAGUGAAAGCAGUCUCAUAAUAAGGUAGUUAUUGAUUUCUGUACAAGUGGUUGACACCAGAGACUUCUCCUGGGCUGGGCUUUUUUUACAAAAAGUAAUGUUCAAGUCAUGUGUUGUGCAACAUAACAAUAUGCUGUACUCUCAGAAUAAUCUUUGCAAGCAGCCAAGUAAAAGGGAACAGAGUUGUUAUCUACCUCUAGCUUCCCCCCAGGAAGCUCUAUUAAAUAGUCAGUUCCUAAAAGCUACCGCUGCAGCAAUGAGGACCUUCAACUCAACAGGAAAUGUUCAUCUUGUGGCUCAUAAGCCUUUGAAAAACGACCCACAAAAUAAAGCCAGCCCCAUUCCUUUGAAUUGAAAGCCAGUUACCCUUCAAAUUCAUACCCCUAUGCACUAUGUUAAAUGGCUUAAAAACUGAAGCAAAAAAGCAUUAAAGUAUUUGUGCAUCUUACAGCAGUAAUUCACUUCUGAAAUAACAGAAGUGUUCACAAAAGCAAUGAAGUAGCUAAUCACUACCAUCCUACAGCAAACUGGGUGGUGAUGCUAUUGAAAUAACAUGCAAUACAUUUCCUAAACUUUGGAAUUCCCUGUCACAGGACAUCAUAAACCCUAAAAAUAUUCAGUUUGGUGUAUUUUUAAGUUUUUUGCCUCAUCUCAGUGUUACAGAAUUGCUGCAUGCUGCAGUCUCAUACUCUUUUAUUUCAUCUGCCACAGGCAAUCAAAGACCAAACACUAGGUGACCCUUUCAUCUAAUGCAAUCAUGUGCACUGACACGGUUAAUAAUAGAGCCAUAUUUUCUGGUGCUACAGAAGUAUGUAGUAUUUACUUGACUUAAAUUAGUCAGAGUCAACAUGAUCAGUUUGAUUUGACAGCUAACUAGAGAAUGAGAGCAGGCUGGGGAAGCAACAUAGCAAAGAAUUAUGUAGAAAGUUCCCAUUUAUUAAAUCUACAAUUUUUCAAAGUAUCUUUAUAAAGCCACUGGAAGACAUAACAAACACUUGUUGAGCUGAAGUGCAAAGACCUUUAAAACCAGCAGGUUUACUACAAAAGGCAUGUGAGUAGCAAAAAGAUAGUAUUUUCAACUUGGAAACCACAAGAAAGCACUGAAGACUCAAAGGUGGGAUUACAUUGUUUUACCAUCAGCUGUACCAAUACCCAUUAGGUGAUUGGAAGAAAGAAUCAACACAAGUUUAAUAAACACACUGGCAGCCUAAACAUCA
This is a messenger RNA of Neopsephotus bourkii (Bourke's parrot), 4787 nucleotides long. RefSeq names its product family with sequence similarity 149 member B1 (gene FAM149B1). Bases 191 to 1891 code for a protein of 566 amino acids. The record is from RefSeq and is a predicted model, not a curated record. Gene Ontology annotation, biological process: protein localization to cilium; cilium assembly. The transcript is spliced from 12 exons. Lineage: Eukaryota; Metazoa; Chordata; Aves; Psittaciformes; Psittacidae.